Sycon ciliatum is the source of this 2952-nucleotide messenger RNA. RefSeq lists its product as uncharacterized. Lineage: Eukaryota; Metazoa; Porifera; Calcarea; Leucosolenida; Sycettidae. The record is from RefSeq and is a predicted model, not a curated record. The coding region runs from base 472 to 2052 and encodes 526 amino acids. The transcript is spliced from 6 exons.
CCCACUUUAUUUCUGUGGGCUCCGACUCAGGCUGGGCUGGUGUCUUCGUGCGCUACAAUGCUCUUUUACCAAACGCAGUACCGUCAGGACAUGCAGCAGUAUCCCCGACUGCACCGUCAGGACAUGCAGCAGUGUCCCCGACUGCAUUGUUUGUGUUGGUGUGCAUGUUCGGCCAGAGGACGAGCAAUGUCGGACAGGCCGCAUAGUUUUCAGCAUUCUGUUUCCUAGCCCUCCGUACAGCACUAAUGUGUUCCUCGCCAGCAUACUGUUAUUGCAGGUGUCCGGGCGAGUGUCCAGCCGUUACGAAUAGGCACGUCGACACCGGUAGUAGGACGAGCAGAAGGCGGUCAGGAAAGAGAUACCUAACCAUAAUAAUUAUUGGCUUGAGUAUUCUGUCGUAAGGCAGUACGCAAUUUAUCUUCGAACGCAGCACUAGUCUUCCAUAGCUGUCAGCUCCGCAUACAGCAGGGGAUGGAACUGAGCGGCUCGCUCGUCUGCGUUCUAUUGGCAAUAUCCCUUCUAAUUCUGUGGCCAGCGGAACCCAUAACCGGUCAAAGUGGCAGUGGAGAGUGGAGAGAAUGUAACAUCAGUGAGUUCCGUUCACUCUCUCUGAGCUGUACUACUAUACUGGAGAACACACUGCAGGCAGAAUGUGUUGGUUACCAAGACGACGCCGAGACAGGAAAUCGGACAGCCUGUGUUUUACUCAUCACACCAGUGGACACAGGUGUGGCAACAACUGCAAUGGCAACACCUAGUGUACCUGCUACGACUCCCGGUGGCUUUCUGUCCACAACUCCAACAGUAACCAGUGUAGCAUCCAAUACUAACCAAGUAGCCACAACUAGGAUGGUGUCACCAGGUACUCAGUCGGCCUCAGUCAGCAAUGACAAAUUUCCACUCUCCACACUGCUAGCCAUAGUGGCAGGGGUUGCUGUGUUCUGCUUGCUCCUGGGACUGCUCAUCGGCUGCUGCUGCCAUCGCAAGAGACGCGCAGAGCGAGAGCGAGCUCUUGAGCAAGGCUGCUCUUCUGACAUGACCUUGGCCAAUCGCCGGGUAGCGGACAUUGAGACAUCGCUAGGCGGCGGACCGACGAUUGUAGGCAGCCGCAAGAAUGUACAGAAGCAGAUCUACGAAGCAGAGCCCGAGAGCGGUGAGGCAGGUACAGGUAGCACUAGUGGAGGAGGUGGUGGAGGUGGUGGAGGCGGUGGUGGAAGCAUGAUGUUCGGAACGCCGUCGACUCUCAGCACCAUAAUGGAGACGCACGCACAUCCGCUGCUGGGCGCUCCGGUGCCCACGCCGGGGACUUCACCGUCACCACGGAGACAGCACGGAGGACGACAGAGCCCGCCGUCGGUAACGCCUAGCGGCACGCCCAUCCAUCCGGCAAGCCGUAUCAGCUGGACGGAGUUGAGCAGUGCGGAGGGCACGCCAACGCACAGCACAAGCACUGCGGCAAGGACCAUACCCGCCAGCACCAGCACUGUGGCAACGACAAUGCCCAGCAGCUUCAUGAACACGCCGAGUCUUCUCGGCGACACGUCGCCAACAAAGCGACGCCUGUUCUCCAAGGAGGUGAGCGGCGCACGGCGCCAGUACCUCCGCUCGACGGAGAUGAAGCUCUGGGAGAGGAAGUCACCGCAUCACUCCUCCGACGCCGGCGGCCCUUCACCAUCGGGUGCUGGUAGAAUAAGCGAGUCCAGCGUCUUUCCAGACGGCGGCCAUGAACACGACCAAGCAGAAGCGGGCGACGGAGAUGGCCGUGUGCUGGGAACUCUUCAGGGACAGGCAUUGCCACCACCGUCGUUGUGUCGCACCCAGGACAGUGUUGAGGAGGAGGUACAUGGCCAUGUUGCCGGACUGUCCCUGCAGCAGAAGCAGCAACGAGGCGCUGCCAGCUCUUCAGUUGUGCCCGGCCGAAGGGAGUCCUCGCUGGUGCACCUCUCUCGUAGUGAUUCGCAUCCCAAGGAGCUGGCCGCCGGCAAAGCCAAGCAGCCGGUUGCCGCACCGCGUACCAAGAAAGGCGGCAAAGACGAGGCCGUCUUCGUGUAGAGAUCAAGCAAGCCUCGCCGCGUGCAUGGUGCAUAUCUCUGGUGCCACCAGUCCCAGUCGACCCCGGUCUGCUCCUGGCAGAUGCACCUCUCCACAGAUCAUACCGAAUAUGCACAUACAAGCUGUAAACAGCCACGCCGUCGACAGCAAACCGCAAUGGACGGGAGUACGGAGAAGGCAACAGUCGUCCCCGCAGCCAAUCCUAACGAAGCGUCGACGCUUAGCUGAAUGCGGGUCCGUUCAUCUCGUACAGGGUGUUAGGGAGUACCAGCAUUACUCAUUAGUGCAGCCUGUGUGUUGUCCGCUGAGCAUGUCAAACAAGCUGCGUGCAUGUGCCGGAUAGCGUGAUUAGUACACGGACUGUCCAUGGUGCAGCAGUAAUGCUAGGAGUAAUGCUACAUAGCCAGGAGAGGAAGUAGAACUAGUAGUAGUGCUGCUGAGGAGAGCAUAGACUUCGUGUGUGUUUCUGCAGAGCAUCUGCAACUUGCUGUUGUGUGUACAAGCACGUACAUACUGCACACAGUGCACCGAUCGGAUUGAGUAAAAUUCAUGCUGCAGUCGGUGGCAAAGAAUUCCAACAAAUCACCGAGAUGGCUAAGACAGGCCAGCAUUCGCCAUUUCUCGCAGUGAUUGCAUCGAGUGUUCUGUAGGGAUUGCCCCCAUCACCGACGGUAGAUGCACUGAACCCGAUUUUGAAGUUUUGAUGCUAGACUUCAGAGCGUGCAACAUACAAAAACAGUUUUUCUUCCUCUUUUUUUUAGUCCUCGGCAUGCCUGUUUAUUGGGCUAGUUGCUGUGCUGUCUACUGCACAUUGCACAGGUUAACUUCUUAUACUCAUUUGCUUGGUCACCAAUGUUUGUUUCUCUUUUCACUUGGUUGGGAAUACUAUCAAGAGUACAA